CCAAAAACCGUUUGGGUGUUCGACACGGGGUAAGUCAGACAAGCGGCGAGUUGCUCGACAAAAAUCGGUUGGCUCGGCCUCUGUCUGGAACGCGUGAGAAAGGCCAACAAAGAGGACCCUUGAUAUCUUCGCUCGCGUUGUCUAAAGAAGGCAGCCGUUUGAAAGCGCGCCUUGAUGACAGAAGCUGAUCCAGGGACAGUGAAGACGACGCAGACUUGGGCAACGACGUAAGGAACAAGAUCAAGGAGAGGACGGUGGAAAAAUUGCAGUGAGAAAAUUGGCAAAGUUGCUCUUCUGAUUAGUUCAACCUGAGACCAAGAGAAAGACACAAGUAGGGAUCGCGGUGGUAUGAAUAGUUGGUGUGAUGAUCACCUAGACAACUAACGCAUGUGAAAGUGAAUUCGUAACAUUGGACAAUGAAGACAUCUACCCAAUUGUGUUCCAACAUGAAAAUGUUGAUCCUGCUAGCCAGUACCUUACCAUUGGUAUUGGCCAGAGCUCCGCUGUCUCUCAGAUUAGGGAGUGUCUUUCUGGCCGGAGACUCGAGGAUGCACGAGUCCUUCCGACAAACGGUCCGAGCUAUCAAUGACAAUCCAAAUUUGCUGAAUACCACCCGAGUGGACACAGACCUUCAGUACGCCAAGGCCGAUCGUUAUGACGCUUAUCAAAGGAUUUGCACAGAAGUCCAGUAUAGCGUGAUGGCGGUUUUCGGGAGCUCAGAUCGGGAGGUCGAUACGAGUGUGGCCUCGGUUUGUUCGGCACUUCACAUUCCCUAUUUGACCACUGGAACUUCGUUCGCAUUGGAGGACAACAUUGGGAAAUACACGGUGCAAAUGGGCCCACAAGCGACCCAUUUGGUUCAAGCUGUCCAUUCACUUGUGGUUACAUUGGGCUGGAAGGAUAUGGCCUUUAUCGUUCACCGGAAAACGGGAUCCCUGGAUCCGAGCCUUCUAAUUGAGCAACUCCAAGUGAGCGGUGUGAAUGUCCAUGUCUUGGAAUUGGUUCGAGAAGACAUCCGACCCGAUCUGGUCCUGCUACGACAACGAGGCAUCGAGCGAUUUGUGGUCGACUUGACCUCGAGCCUCUUGGAGACCUUUUUCGAUCAGGCCAUGAAAUCCGGCAUUGUCCACACGAGCGCUUCGUUCAUCUUGGCGGAUCUGGAUUUCAUGUCGGUGAGUCUGAACUCUGUGACUCAGACGGGAGCCAAUGUCCUGGGGUUCUCUCUUGUGGAUCAAAAUCGACUGCGUGAAGCCAUGGCCAGUGGGAAGAUUUCGAAUGAUUUGGGCGGUCUCUUGUUGGAGACGUACAAGGCAGCAUUAAUGUACGACGCUGUUCACAUGUUUGCGAAUGCCGUCGAGUACGUGGCGCAAGCUGAGGAUAUCGUGAGUCCCAGAGUCAAAUGCAACGACCCAGAUGCCCCAUACGAGUUGGGUCCCAAAUUUAUCGAGGCAUUGGAGGCGGUCAGUUUUGAUGGCUUUUCGUCCCACCCCGGAACUCCCAUAACUCUGAAACCCAGUGGCCCUAAAGAAGGUUUGGUUCGGACGGAAAUCUCGAUGGAUGUGGUUCGCUUGCUCGAAAGCUCUGGGGCACGUGUUACGAUCGGAGAAUGGAAUUGGAGCCAGCCAAGUGGAAGUCAAAUACUGGUGAAUCCCAAGGACCUUGAGAAAUUGCAGAAUCGCCAUCCUCAAGUGGCCAUGAGACAGAAGAACCAGAAAUUGAAGGACCUCGUCAUUCAAGCACACGAGGAUUCGGAUUUUCCUCUGUUGAAUGUUCGCCGUGAUGUGAAGGGCAACGUGCUUGGAUUUGAGGGUUUACUGAUCGACUUGAUCAACAAACUGGCCAAGGAUCUCAACUUCAAUUACACCCUCAGGUUUAGUUCUGAACUUGGGCGAAAACGAAACGGAAAUUGGACUGGUCUGAUCAAGAAGCUAACUGAUCGGGAGGCCGAUGUUGGUUUAGCGGCACUACCACAAGCCAGGAAGUACAGCCCAGCCAUCGCAUUCUCACCACCAAUUGCCACUUCGCACUUGACGCUCAUGAUUCAGCGUCCAGACCGAACUCAUCGAUCCCAGGUCUCAGAAGAGCCCUCAAUCUCCACUCGACGAACCUUGGUCUCCUUCUUGGACCCGUUUCCAGCAUCCUUGUGGUUGAGCAUUGUGGUGGCAUUUAUUAUCACGUCCCUUUUGCUCUUCCUGGUGGGUCGAAUAUCACCUUACGAGAGACGUGCGAGCCAGGAUUCCUCUUGCUUUGGCGAUGGACUCGGUCUGUGUAGCUCCUUCUGGUUCACUUUGACGGGAUUCUUUCUUCGUGGUACCACCGUUCAGCCUAAGAGCAUUUCAGCACGUUUCCUUUCUGCAAUUUGGUGGAUAUUCUGUUUGUGCAUCCUGAUCCUGUACAUCACCAGUUUCUACAGUCGCUUCUUUGGACGUCAAUCCGAAACGCCCACGACAAACAAGGGCGGAUCCUUCACCGGCAAUAACUACCAACCCUCGCUUGACCGAGUGCUUCGCGGUAACCCGGAUUUCAAGGUCGGAGCGGAGCCAGAAAUACGGAAAAUCUUGGAGAUGUCGAAUGACCCGUUGCAUCAACGUCUGCGCCAGCAUCUUGACCCUGAUCUGGAAUUUGACAACCCCUUAGAGGCCUCCCGAGCCGUUGUCAAGACGCCCAAUCUAGGAUUUAUCGUCGAGAGCGUUCAGGCAGAUAUCCUCUUGAAAGAAAACUGCCAUCUGACCACAGUGGGAGAUCUGGGACAGAAAUUUUACGGGAUCGCCUUUCCGUUAGAAUCGUCGCUAAAUACGGUGCUCUCCGAGCAAAUCUUGAAGUACGCAGAGGAUGGAACAUUGGUCUCUCUGCAAUCCAAAUGGUUAGUAGACAUGGAACAAACGUGUGAGGCCAAGUUCGGGACAGGACAAUUUGACCAGCAAUACCAGACGACCCCGCCCUACCAAGUCAUUACAAACAACUCGUGGAGCAACGACGGUGAAUACUUAACAUGUGGACAAGUUGAGGGUCCAUUCCUGAUGCUGUUGAUUUGUGGCAUCCUCUCCGUUUUAAUAGCCAUAGCCGAGUUGAUAAUUUUCUCCCUGAUCUCAUCGCGACAACGGCGACUAGCUUGUCCUCCCAGUUCUCCCAUUCACAACGGCUCCCUUUCCCAUCAUCACCAUUAUUCACAGUCACCUGGAUCUAUCCUGAAAGAGGAAAUCCGGAGUAUGUUCCAAUGUGCCCAGCCAGCGACACUUUCUUCAAGCCUGAAUUCAUCCAACAAUGGUCACCAUGGCAACUAUCGAAUUAACGGGAGCGGAGAAGUGCCCUCUCCAAAUGGAAGCCCUUUCAAGAACAAUAGUAGCUCUUAUUUUCAACAAACGCAAGCACUGUUGAGGAAAGACAAUUCCAGUCCAGAAGAUGCCAAUUCUCAAUUGUGAUCUGGCUUUCAUUUCGUUUCUGCUCAGUCACUAGUGGGUUGAAAAAUGUCCUUCCAAGCGUGGCCCCCGUUGUUCUCUCGUGGCUUGUCCAAAUGAGACAGGAAGCUCAUGUUUGUCAAAGGCUCCAUUUGUCGAGAAAUGAAUGACUUUUGUCCUCUUAUAUGUUCAUUCAUCGGGGUGGCAUGGCACAAGGUACAAUGUAUACACAACUGAUUUGGUAUCCCAACAUUCCUGAUUCCCAAAGGAGCCUUCCCUGCUAUGGCAUCCACUGCUACACUUGCGUCCAAAGCUUUUGACUCGAGCGUUGCCCUUGAGUCACGACUGAGGUUCCAACCUAGUUUUCAACUAGUAGAAGCUCUGUUUGUGUACUUGAUAUCAAAUUAAAUUUGAUUGAUUUCCCUAGUCUCUAAAGUGACCCCUCUCUUUUAUGCUUUGCUUAUCUAUCGCCUUUCGUUCCUAGCCUUUGUAUCAUGAUCUUGCUGUACAAAUCAACGUUAUUUGGGAGCUGAAUUGGCGUGCUUCCUCUCUUCCUAGCCUUUCAAUUCUAGCAGAGCAACGAAUUCCUUUUGGGUAUAAACCCAUCCCUUUGACUCUUGAUGUACAAUUGUCAAUAAUGUAUACCAAAUUCUUUAUGUCUCUGACGUCAAACGUGUAUGAUGUUGGUUGUGAUCUCAGGAAAGUGAAUAAAAUUCAUAAACUAA
Molecule: messenger RNA, 4123 nt
Organism: Tigriopus californicus
Lineage: Eukaryota; Metazoa; Arthropoda; Copepoda; Harpacticoida; Harpacticidae
Product: glutamate receptor ionotropic, kainate 2-like
Exons: 15
Coding region: 417-3422 (1001 amino acids)
Biological process (GO): synaptic transmission, glutamatergic; modulation of chemical synaptic transmission
Cellular component (GO): plasma membrane; postsynaptic membrane
Molecular function (GO): transmitter-gated monoatomic ion channel activity involved in regulation of postsynaptic membrane potential; glutamate-gated receptor activity
Source: RefSeq, a predicted model, not a curated record